GUUAAUGAGGCAACUAGUCACACCUGUGACAGGUCCUUUAAAAUGAGAGGUAGAAGAGGUAGACCAUAACUCACAGACAACAAAGAGAGAGACUCCCAGUGAAUCCUUGGAAGAGUGUAGAAGGAGACCUAUCAUCAUGGCGACAUUGACCAUCAUUCUGCUUGUCAGCACGGUUUUUGCUCAGGGAGAUGCUAUGAAACGACCCAAGACCCCUUGUGAGCGUGCUAGAGAUGCUGUGAUAAAUGGCCCGCCUGGAGUCUACGUCCCCACGUGUGACUGCCAGGGAGAAUACACCCCUGAGCAACACUGGGGAUCUACAGGUUCCUCUUGGUGUGUUACCAGAACUGGACAAAAGAUCCCGGGUACUGAGACUCCACCAGGCACUGCUUCUGUCAAAUGUGCAUGCAGUGGAGCUCGCUGAUGAGAGGCAUUGGAACCAAGACGUUGAGAAGACUUUGCAAAAACAUUGGAAUUACUUUGAUGCUUGUCUUUACAGUACUAUGGGCGUUGAUUCACAUUCUAUAUGAAUAAAUCCAGAGCUAAAAUUGUUGCUUCACUUCCUUU
Messenger RNA from Salmo salar (Atlantic salmon), 564 nucleotides. NCBI's taxonomy places the organism in Eukaryota, Metazoa, Chordata, Actinopteri, Salmoniformes, Salmonidae. The record is from RefSeq and is a predicted model, not a curated record.